AUGACAAGCGUAUUGUUUACAAGCGGUGCCACCGUGACUUUCAGGGAAUUAAUUGAGGUGAUUACAAGCUAUGAUUUUAUAGUGGAGACUAUCAUUGGAAAUGGGAUUACCAGAAUGAUAGUCCAGUACGGCAAUGAAAUCGAAACCGGCACGCAGAAACAUGUCAGUGAAGAAUUUUAUAGGCAAUGCGUAGAAGAUAAGGAAUUGAAGCAGCUGCUUCAAUUGGAGGUGGUGCUGGGGUCCCAAAACGAUAGCAAUGUGGUUACUUAUCGCUCGAAUAAGUAUCGUGGGUUUGAGAUGGUGGUUUUCCCAUUUUCGAACGAUAUUGGCCUGUUCAUAUCCGAAUCCGACGUGGUCAUUUCCCAUGCAGGCACUGGCUCAAUUAUAGAUACAUUACGAUUGGAAAAGCCUCUUAUCGUGGUCACCAAUGAUAAGUUGAUGAACAAGCAUCAGGAGGAAGUGGCCGAUGAAUUGGUGAAGUUGGGAUGCUGUAGGAAAAUGACGAUAGAAGAUAUGAAGCUGAGUCAAUUGAAGGACUGCAUCUCUGAAAUUUUGUCCGGGCCGGAAACCUUCAAUAAACUACCGGAAUGUAGUACCACCGAAGUCGAAGGUAUCAUAUACCAUGAGCUAGUAAAGUAA
Messenger RNA from Debaryomyces hansenii CBS767, 639 nucleotides. RefSeq names its product N-acetylglucosaminyldiphosphodolichol N-acetylglucosaminyltransferase catalytic subunit. Gene Ontology annotation, molecular function: hexosyltransferase activity. NCBI's taxonomy places the organism in Eukaryota, Fungi, Ascomycota, Pichiomycetes, Serinales, Debaryomycetaceae. The coding region runs from base 1 to 639 and encodes 212 amino acids. The record is from RefSeq and is a predicted model, not a curated record. Gene Ontology annotation, biological process: dolichol-linked oligosaccharide biosynthetic process. The transcript has a single exon.